ACCAGCGCACCAGUUGCCACAGUGCCGAGCGCGGCGUUAGAUGCAGAAGUUAGACGAAGCGAUCGACAACACAUUCCAAGCCGGCAGCGCACACGUUUUGACGACGUCUGCAACGACAAAACGAUAACACACACGCGGCCCCUGUUCGAGUUGGUUCCGAACAGCACUUUUUUCGAUGAGCUGCAGCAGUUCAUCAUUUCGUUGUUUACAUUUCCACCACCAGCCCUAGAUGAUAAGAAGAAUCGGGCAAGGCAAAUAGGACGAGAUUCGAACAGCGAUCGUCACGGUUCCACAGUGUGUCCCCGUGCGUACAAAUAAUAUGUAGCACGGUGCUGUUUGCGUAUCAGUGAGAAAAGACAAAUAUUUGAGUGUUAAAAAGAAGUGCAACUGAUUAGUGAGCGGCUGUGGCUGUGCGUGAACCCAUGUCGUCGAUUUGUUAUCGGAGUCCAUUGCUCUGGGUCCUACUAUCGCCUUUAUCGCAUCAUCGUUGUGCCAGUGUGUUUUAAAAAGUUGACAAACGUCCACAAAGCACUGUGAAGAACGUCUUCUGCAGGCAUAAUUCUGGACCGUCGUGUGAUUGAUUUCCCCAAGUUGUGAACCUCAAGCAAGCUCAACUAUUCCUUAACUCCUUUCCAUCGUUACCGUAUAUCACCUUGGAUUGAUCAUACAAUGAGCGUCUUCACCUAUCGCCUGCUUGCAUUAACCGUGGUGUACUUUACCUGCCUCAAGGUUGGCCAAAUGCUGUUUCAAACACUGGGCAGCGGUGACGUAGAAAAUUAAAUAAAAAAAUAUUAUCCCUCAAGGACGAAGUGACCGGAAACACACACACACACAAACGUGAGAUUGCAAAAUGAAUGCGAGUGAAAUUGCGGUAUCGCAACCCAAGUAAUGCACGUCAGUGAGAACCAGGCAUUAGGGUUGAAGAAGGUUAAACCUCGUAACGCGUCGAGAACCUGAACGGCAGCCUCGGAUCUAAAAGGGGGAGAAACAGUUCGAAGCAAUGUUGUGGAAAAGGUGUACCAAAAGUGUGACAAAGUUUACUACGUGAAGACGAACCGGUGUGGUGUGAAAAGUUCCUUACGCAAUAAACGAUCAAGAAUCUCAUCAACCUUUAAGACUUGAGCUCCGCUUAAUGUUGCGGCCCGUGUUUAGUGUAUAAAACUCAUAACCAACUGCUCUGCACCCAUUCCGCUGGAUGCCAUGGACGAACUCAUGAACGGAACCCUUCAACGUCUGCCAUUCGACGAGGAUGGACGAUGGAGCAAUGCCACUUCCGUUUUGACAACGAUCGGAACGUCCGCGGAGGUGCGGGAUGAUAGUGACUUCCCGGACGAAACCAGCAGAUUUUCCCGCCCACUGCUCACAUUUGCUGCCGUUACCACUAUAACGAUUAUGAUAACAGGAAUUGUUGGCAAUCUGCUUACCAUAGUCGCACUGCUUAAAUGUCCCAAGGUGCGAAACGUUGCAGCAGCCUUCAUUAUCAGCCUAUGUAUCGCGGACUGUCUGUUUUGCAUAAUCGUCCUGCCAUUCAACGCGUUGCGCUUCAUCCAGGGCACGUGGAACCACGGCGAAACCCUCUGCACGCUGAUAACGUUUAUGCAAUAUGGUAGCGUCGGUGUGUCGCUGCUUUGCAUCACGAUGAUCAGCAUAAACCGCUACAUCAUGAUCGCACACUACAGCAUUUAUCCGAAGGUGUACAAAACGUCUUGGAUUAUAGUGAUGAUCAUUGCCUGCUGGUUGUUUUCCUACGGCUUCCAACUGCCAACACUAUUCGGAGUUUGGGGAAAAUUCGGAUACAACCAUCAGUUGGGCACCUGCUCUAUCCUGCCAGACGACGAAGGACGUAGCAGUAAAACGGCCAUGUUCAUCAUUGCCUUCAUCAUUCCGUGCAUUAUUAUCGUGAUAUGCUACAGUCGCAUCUUUUGCGUCGUACACAAAUCGGACAAGCGAAUGAAAAACCAUUCCAAAUCACAGUGCAACAUUCCAAACAAUCUGCGAUCGGCAGUUGAUCCGGCAUCACCACUAUCGGCCGGUAGCUCCAGUUCGGCCAAUAAUAACUCCAUUAGCUACACGGCGAGUUCAUCUGCGGUGAAGGUGGCUGGUACCCGAAGUGCCGCCGAUGCCCGGGAUGCAAAGGCCAGACGUAACGAGUGGCGUAUCACGAAGAUGGUUCUGGCCAUUUUUCUUUCGUUUGUGUGUUGCUAUCUGCCGAUAACCAUUUCCAAAAUUGUGGAUAAAAAUGUAUCGUAUCCAGUGCUGCAUAUCAUUGGCUAUAUUAUGUUGUACCUUUCUGCGUGCAUGAAUCCCAUCAUCUACGUGAUCAUGAACAAGCAGUAUCGGCAAGCGUACAAAACCGUGAUCUUCUGCAAACCCUCGCGGUUGCUCGGUUUUGGCGGUAGCAGCGUUGGAGAAAUGGAAAGACAUAGGGUACAGUUACAACCACAGUCGUACCAUGGUGUCCCAAGUUUCAAUAGCCGAACCAGAGUCGCCCCCAUCCAGCCGGCUUCGCCAAGAUUCGCCGCACCCACAACAUUUAGUCGCCAUUCAAGAUAGUUAGAAGAUAAGAUUCCUGGACACUGCACACCCCAUACGUGGACUGAAAAGCAUUAUCUUUCUACGAAUAAUAAGUAGCAGUACUCGGCGAAGCACCAAAACCACAGCGGACUUUAAUUAAACACUGAUAAGCUAGUUGCUGCUGGCCUAGCGGAGACGUUGUCAAUCCUGUGCAGCUACGCCAUCGUCAUGUUUAGUAUCACCAUCAUUUAUGACACCAAAACGACUCCCAACCAACCCAAGUCAUAAUAUUCACGAUGCCAAAUUAGAUUUAAAAUGUCUGCAGCCGUGGCGUAAACCAACGAAUUUCGAAGACAAGCUUUGUUAUUAGCAUGUAAGUUAAGCAAACCUAGAAUAUUACUUUAAUGGACUGUGCUGCUUGUAACGCACUACCUUUGAAGGACGCGAUAAGUAUCCAAUGCAAGCUUCAAAGAUGCGACACCAAACAAGAAGUAGAAUUACUGCAGGAGUUACAGCCGAAAAUUACAUUUACCGUAACCCGUACAACAGAUUCUUGUUAUUGGUAGCCAAUUAGUUAGGUAAGGUUAAAUUAUUCACCUUUAGUUCGGAUGCUUUACUAUUCCAACAACGACUACAUCCUACUUCGACUUUCUCUCUACUGUACAAAUGAAAACAAAGUAAAUAAAGACAGCU
Anopheles moucheti is the source of this 3207-nucleotide messenger RNA. It is a transcript of the gene moody, whose product is annotated as G-protein coupled receptor moody. Gene Ontology annotation, cellular component: membrane. Gene Ontology annotation, molecular function: G protein-coupled receptor activity. The record is from RefSeq and is a predicted model, not a curated record. NCBI's taxonomy places the organism in Eukaryota, Metazoa, Arthropoda, Insecta, Diptera, Culicidae. Gene Ontology annotation, biological process: G protein-coupled receptor signaling pathway. Bases 1201 to 2553 code for a protein of 450 amino acids. The transcript is spliced from 10 exons.